Messenger RNA from Rhodofomes roseus, 1584 nucleotides. Its product is annotated as putative methyltransferase-domain-containing protein. The record is from RefSeq and is a predicted model, not a curated record. The coding region runs from base 182 to 1369 and encodes 395 amino acids. NCBI's taxonomy places the organism in Eukaryota, Fungi, Basidiomycota, Agaricomycetes, Polyporales, Fomitopsidaceae. The transcript has 2 exons.
CCGAAUCCGAACAUUCCCACCAUGCAUACUGACCACCACUCAAGUUCAGUCUAGAGGCGCUUCACCGGACAAUUCUAGACAUAGAGAAUAGAUAUUAGCAAUUAUACCGCAAGGCUCUCCGCGAGCUCACCGGCAGGAACAUACAGAUCGUGCAAUUAGACCCUAGAUAUCAUAGAGCUUCAUGACCGUCCUCUCCGCGCCCACGUCUCACCUCCCGCCCAUCGGAAAGAUCCAGAAGUACUCAGCUGAGGAUCUCACCAAGGCAGUCCGUUACCUACGACUAAUCUACAACCCAGACGUCCGUGGCAUCCGGCGCAUCGACCGUAACCGUCAGAAGCAUCGCAGCGAACUACUCUCCGCGUCUCUCAAGCCCGGAUCUCGACCUUCUACGGAUCCUAGUCUCGAGGCCCUGCGAUCGGAUACCUUCGAACGCGCCUACGCGAUCAGGUGGCUCACUGCGCUCGUCUCCCAGGUGUACCAGCUCCUAGAAUUUGCCGACGAAGACUUGCAUGGGGGGUUUUCGGAUCUCGAGGAUCUUCUCCAGCAAGCGUCCGCCCUGCUGGCAAUUUGCGCAGGCACUGCGUCUGCUGGCACGAUAACGAGGACCUUCCGCUUCCAAAACGGCGACACGCCGAUUGAGGUCCAGCUGACGGACGUGCCGCUCGAGAACCAGGACUACCCGAGCGUCGGUGCACAAACAUGGGGCAGCGCGUGUCUUCUCGCUGAGAUGCUCGUCGAGGACCCCGGUGUGUUUGACCUGGGUUCUCCACCCACGGGCGUGCGCGUGCUCGAGCUGGGAGCGGGCACGGGCCUGGUCAGCGUCGCACUCGGCAAGCUCCUGAACGCGAAGGGGUGCUGUGCGGGCACGGUUCUCGCCACGGAUUUCCACCCAUCCGUGCUCGCGAACCUAGAGAACAACCUCGCCGCCAACUUCCCGCCGCCGAAUCUCCAGUCAGUGUCCGUCAGCUCGCACUGCCUCGACUGGGCGAAGUUUCCUGCCCUGCAAGACCCGUCCGCACCGUUCGACCAGCCAUUCGACCUCAUCUUCGGCGCGGACAUUAUAUACGAGGCAGAGCAUGUGCGCUGGGUCAAGAAUUGUGUUGAGAAGCUCCUCCGCAAGCCAUUCUCCCCAUCGGUGGAUGUACGGCCCGCUUUCCAUCUCAUCAUCCCGCUCCGGCCGACUCACACGCUGGAGUCGAGUGCUAUCGAGGAAGUAUACCCGUUCGCCAGUGAGGGAGCCAUGGACGGCGGUCUGGUCACCCUGUCGAAGGACGUCGUCGUCUGCGAGGCGAGUGGGGACGUGCGCUCGAGGGGCGGGACUAUAGAAGAAGUGGAGUAUGUGCAUUACGCGAUAGGCUGGUGUCCGUGAGGCGGAUCAGUGCUGGAGUGGAAAUGUUGUUUUCUUGUUUUCUUGGGACUACGGUGCGCCCCCUUGCCUAUGAUGAUCUGAAUCCUCGAAGGAGAUAUGAUAUAGACGCGGGAAUUCGAUAAAUCACUCAGUGUAUUUCGUACCAUUAUGCAGAGUUGAUCUCUGUAGACAUUUGGAGACGUUGCUGUAGCAAUCUCACGACUUUUCUUCACGCA